AUGAACGGAUCGUCUUUGAGCCCGGCAACAGUUGAUCUUCUGCCCGAGAGACAAGGAACCUGCAUCUUCACUCGAGCCUCUCUUCACGACCAGCCGAUGCGUGCAUCAUCCACGAAGGCCUUGAAGUCGCUGCCGGAGCCUGCCAGUGGCCGGUCACUUCUGGGCCAGACGUCUACUCCGAAGAGGCGCCUGACGAUUGCAACAGCUGACUCGGGCACAUCCGACGACCGCAGUCGAAGGGAACUCCGUACUCAGCCACAUUCACCGCCUCAUCUGCCCAGUUGCAUGGAAGAA
Protopolystoma xenopodis is the source of this 294-nucleotide messenger RNA. The record is from the annotation of a GenBank genome assembly. NCBI's taxonomy places the organism in Eukaryota, Metazoa, Platyhelminthes, Monogenea, Polystomatidea, Polystomatidae.